AUGUCUCCUAAACCCCUCAUCACACACCUCUACACCGCAGACCCAUCCGCCCACGUCUUCGACAACAAACUCUACAUCUAUCCCUCCCACGACCGGGAAACAGAUAUCCAAUUCAACGACAAUGGUGACCAGUACGAUAUGAAUGACUACCACGUCUUCUCCAUGGACUCACCAACAGGCCCGGUAACAGACCAUGGUAUCGUGCUCUCGGCCAAUGAUGUCAAAUGGGUAUCGAAGCAGAUGUGGGCACCAGAUGCCGCAACAAAAAAUGGGAAAUUUUACUUGUAUUUCCCUGCCCGUGACAAGGAGGGGAUCUUUCGGAUUGGUGUGGCUGUUUCGGCUCAGCCUGAAGGUCCCUUUGUGCCGGAGGAUAAUUUCAUUGCGGGCAGCUAUAGCAUUGAUCCUGCUUCUUUCGUUGAUGAGGACGGGGAGGGAUAUUUGUAUUUUGGUGGUUUGUGGGGUGGUCAGUUGCAAUGCUGGAGCAAGAAUGACGCUGGUGGUGGUGAUGAUGCUAUGAACGGAUUGGUCUUCGACGCUUCGAAAUCCGGCCCUCAGGAGCCUUCUGGUGAAGGUGUUGUGGCUCUUGGUCCGCGUGUAGCGCAGCUAUCAGAUGAUAUGCUAUCGUUCAUUGCACCACCACGCGAACUGCAGAUUUUGGCUCCGGAAACUGGGGAGUUGAUUCAGGCAGAUGAUCAUGAUCGACGGUUCUUUGAGGCUGCGUGGAUGCAUAAGUAUAACGGGACUUACUAUUUCUCCUAUUCAACUGGAGAUUCACAUUACCUGGUGUAUGCAACAGGGUCUUCGCCUUUCGGACCUUUUACUUAUCAGGGACGGAUUUUGGAACCGGUGCUUGGGUGGACGACACAUCAUUCUAUUGUUGAGUUUCAAGGGAAGUGGUAUUUGUUUUAUCACGAUUGUGAGUUGUCGAACGGGGUGGAUCAUUUGAGAUCUGUUAAGAUGAGGGAGAUUGUUUAUGAUGAUGAGGGGAGAAUUCAACUGGCUGAAGUUGUAUAG
Messenger RNA from Penicillium pulvis, 1014 nucleotides. Its product is annotated as glycoside hydrolase family 43 protein. Gene Ontology annotation, biological process: carbohydrate metabolic process. The record is from RefSeq and is a predicted model, not a curated record. The coding region runs from base 1 to 1014 and encodes 337 amino acids. The transcript has a single exon. Gene Ontology annotation, molecular function: hydrolase activity, hydrolyzing O-glycosyl compounds. Lineage: Eukaryota; Fungi; Ascomycota; Eurotiomycetes; Eurotiales; Aspergillaceae.